Molecule: messenger RNA, 828 nt
Organism: Colletotrichum paranaense
Lineage: Eukaryota; Fungi; Ascomycota; Sordariomycetes; Glomerellales; Glomerellaceae
Product: pectate lyase
Exons: 2
Biological process (GO): pectin catabolic process
Cellular component (GO): extracellular region
Molecular function (GO): pectate lyase activity
Source: RefSeq, a predicted model, not a curated record
UUCUUUCCUACCCUUCUCUCUUCACCACGCUCACUCAGGACAUCACCCAACAGUCUCUCAGUUUUUUCAGCCCAGCUUCUCUCAGCAAAGCCAACUUCAUCCCUCAAAAUGCAGACCAAGGUUUUCGUCUCCGCCCUCCUGGCUGGCAUGGCCACCGCCCAGACUCUCAACAUUCCCACUCGCAGCGGUUCCAUCGUCUCUCUCUCCGCACCCUCCACGAUCUCGGGCUCCAAGGACUACGCCAACAAGGAGUUCGACCGUGGCCGUGCCUGCGACACUGACGCCGACACUGGCAGUGACUCCGCCGUCUUCAUUCUCGAGAACGGCGCCACCCUGAGCAACGUCAUUAUUGGCGCCAACCAGCUCGAGGGCGUCCACUGCAAGGGUGCCUGCACUCUCAAGAACGUCUGGUUCCGUGACGUCUGCGAGGAUGCAAUCUCCGCUCUUGGCACCGGUGAUGUCCUCAUCCAGGGCGGUGGCGCCCAGAACGCCGUCGACAAGGUCGUCCAGCACAACGGCCGCGGCACCGUCACCAUCGACGGCUUCACCGUCGUCACCGCCGGCAAGCUCUACCGCGGCUGCGGCGACUGCACCAACAACGGCGGCCCCCGCAACGUCAUCGUCAAGAACGUCAAGGCCAAGAGCGUCAAGGAGCUCGUCGGCAUCAACUCCAACUACGGCGACGUCGCCACCAUCUCCAACACUUGCGGCUCCAGCGUCUCCAAGGUCUGCCAGGAGUACAAGGGUGUCUCCAAGGGCAGCGGCGAGAGCUCCAAGGUCAGCACCACCGCCAACUGCAAGGGCCAGACUUCUUUGUCUGCUUGCUAA